This is a messenger RNA of Mangifera indica (mango), 2042 nucleotides long. Its product is annotated as CBL-interacting protein kinase 32-like. Gene Ontology annotation, biological process: signal transduction; protein phosphorylation. The coding region runs from base 416 to 1759 and encodes 447 amino acids. Gene Ontology annotation, molecular function: ATP binding; protein kinase activity. NCBI's taxonomy places the organism in Eukaryota, Viridiplantae, Streptophyta, Magnoliopsida, Sapindales, Anacardiaceae. The record is from RefSeq and is a predicted model, not a curated record. The transcript is spliced from 15 exons.
GAUCAUUUCUUUUCUUUCCCAUUAGUCAUAUGUUUAUUUAGUUUAUUAUAUUUAUAAUAUAAGUUUAGUUGAUGUUCUUAUGUAUUAAAUACACGUGGUGCCCGUUGAUGAAUUCGAUUUUGACUUUUAUAAUUUUAUCGGCUAAUUUUUGGAGACUGCUUUUAUAAUUUUAUAAUUUUUAUUUUAUUCCAGUAAUUUUUUUUCUCGGCUGGAUCUUUGUUUGUGGUGUUGAGAUCAUUUUCUUUAAUAUUUAAAAAUUUUUGUAAUAUUUUUUUAUAUUUGGUGGGAAGUUGAGAGUCGGGUUUAAGUUCGAUCUGAAUUUUAGUGGUCGAAGCCAUUGUUUUGAGUAAUUUGGGCGCGGGAGUUUAUAAAAGCCUACUUGCGGAAUCUCUGGUUGAAGAAGGAAAGAAGAAGAAUGAGUCAGCCUAAAAUUAAACGGCGGGUUGGUAAAUAUGAGGUGGGAAGAACAAUCGGUGAGGGUACAUUUGCAAAAGUGAAGUUUGCAAGGAAUUCUGAGACUGGGGAACCUGUAGCUCUCAAGAUUCUUGAUAAAGAGAAAGUUCUCAAGCACAAGAUGGCUGAGCAGGUCUCUAACUACUCUCAGGAUGAUAUCAAACGGGAGAUUGCCACAAUGAAGUUGAUAAAGCAUCCCAACGUUGUUCAAUUAUAUGAGGUGAUGGGAAGCAAGACAAAGAUAUUUAUUGUCUUGGAGUUUGCUACUGGAGGAGAGCUGUUUGACAAGAUUGUAAAUCAUGGACGGAUGAGAGAGGAUGAAGCACGGAGAUACUUCCAGCAGCUUAUUAAUGCUGUUGAUUAUUGCCAUAGCAGAGGUGUCUUCCACAGGGAUCUUAAGCCUGAAAACUUGCUGUUGGAUGCUUAUGGAAACCUCAAAGUUUCUGAUUUUGGAUUGAGUGCUCUUUCCCAACAAGUCAGGGAUGAUGGUCUCCUUCACACGACUUGUGGAACUCCAAACUAUGUUGCUCCUGAGGUUCUUAAUGACAGAGGCUACGAUGGGACAACUGCAGAUUUGUGGUCUUGUGGAGUAAUACUCUUUGUACUGCUCGCAGGGUACUUGCCUUUUGAUGAUUCUAAUCUUAUGCACCUAUAUAAAAAAAUUUCUGCGGCUGAAUUCACUUGCCCUCCUUGGCUAUCGUUCCCUGCCAUGAAAUUGAUAACCCGUAUCUUGGAUCCCAAUCCAUUUACUCGCAUAUCUAUUCCAGAAAUUCUCGAAGACGAAUGGUUUAAGAAAGGCUAUAAGCCUCCAAUUUUCAAGGAGAAGGAAGACACAAACUUGGAUGAUGUAGAAGCUGUUUUUAAGGAUUCAGAAGAGCACCAUGUGACAGAGAAGAAAGAAGAGCAGCCUGCACCAAUGAAUGCAUUUGAGUUGAUAUCCUUAUCAAAAGGGCUAAACCUUGGGAAUUUGUUUGAUAUAGAACAGGGAUUUAAGAGAGAAACAAGGUUCACAUCUAAAUGUCCUGCUAAUGAGAUAGUCAAUAAAAUAGAAGAAGCAGCUAAGCCUCUUGGUUUUGAUGUUCACAGAAAAAAUUAUAAGAUGAGGCUUGAAAAUAUGAAAGCUGGGAGGAAGGGAAACCUUAACGUGGCCACUGAGAUUUUUCAAGUAGCACCUUCUCUUCAUAUGGUUGAGGUGCGAAAAGCGAAGGGGGAUACUUUGGAGUUUCAUAAGUUCUACAAAAACCUAUCGACAUGCCUGGAUGAUGUGGUGUGGAAAACUGAGGAGGAGAUGCAAGAGAUGACAUAGACUAUAGUUAUUAAUGGGGCUUCAAGUUUGAAGAGUGGUGGUGAUUAGUCUUUCUUUUGAUGAUGCUUCUCUUGUGGAAUGUUCCAUAAACGCUUCUAAUUUUCGUUCCUUUCUUUUUGGGUACAAUUAUUGGUUUUUGUAGACUAGAGAAAAAUGUAUUCACCAAUUGUUUUCCUUGAUAUUGUUGUUGGAAAGCCUGGGUGAUUUCAAGAGAGAUGGAGUUUUUUCUUUCAAUUUUUCCGAAUCUCUAUAAUGAUAAGUGCAUCCUUCUAUAUUGUCGUAA